AUGGCGGAGGUCGUCGAAAUUGCGCGCUCGGAGAAAGAUGCCGACAACGGAGACUACAUGAUCAAGCCGCAGGGCUUCACUCCGGCCAUCGAUACAUCCCACUGGCCAAUCCUCCUCAAGAACUACAACCUCCUCAACGUCCGUACCGGCCACUACACUCCCAUCUCCGCCGGUCACUCUCCUCUGAAACGUCCCCUCAAAGAGUAUAUCAGGUACGGUGUCAUCAAUCUCGAUAAACCGGCUAACCCUUCUUCGCACGAGGUCGUUGCUUGGAUCAAGCGUAUCCUCAAUGUCGAGAAAACCGGUCACAGUGGGACUCUCGACCCUAAGGUCACGGGAAAUCUAAUUGUCUGCGUCGACCGAGCCACACGGCUCGUGAAAUCGCAGCAAGGUGCGGGUAAAGAGUACGUCUGUGUGGCUCGCCUUCACUCUGCUGUUCCCGAUGUUGCUAAAGUCGCUAGAGCCCACGAAUCGCUCACCGGAGCUGUGUUUCAGAGGCCUCCUCUGAUCUCUGCCGUGAAGAGACAGCUUAGGAUUAGAACAAUCUACCAAAGCAAGCUGCUUGAGUACGAUGCGGAUAGGCAUUUGGUCGUUUUCUGA
This is a messenger RNA of Thlaspi arvense, 600 nucleotides long. The record is from the annotation of a GenBank genome assembly. NCBI's taxonomy places the organism in Eukaryota, Viridiplantae, Streptophyta, Magnoliopsida, Brassicales, Brassicaceae.